This is a messenger RNA of Engraulis encrasicolus (European anchovy), 1143 nucleotides long. RefSeq names its product enamelin (gene enam). Lineage: Eukaryota; Metazoa; Chordata; Actinopteri; Clupeiformes; Engraulidae. The transcript is spliced from 9 exons. The record is from RefSeq and is a predicted model, not a curated record. Bases 64 to 816 code for a protein of 250 amino acids.
CACUCAAGCACUGAACUCCUCUGAACUCAACUGCACUCGCAGUCAACACAAAGAAGUGUGAAGAUGCAGGCUGUUAUUUUCGUCAUGUGCCUCCUGGGCUACUCCCUGGCUGCCCCUGCCCCUGAUAGCAACAGCAAUGAGCAAAUUGCCGCCCAUGCAAACACAGCUGUGCAGCUGAUGGAAUUGUACAGACUUCUUGGACAGCACGGAAUUGCAGCUCCCGCUCCUGGUGCCCCAGCUGAGCCUCCCAUGCUGAACACUGCACCACAGGCACCCUUCCUGUUCCCCGCCGCCCCUGCAGCCCCUUACAACUCAGACGAGGAGGGCACCGUGCCCCACGUUGCCUACGGUGCCGCCCCUGCCGCUCCCCUGAACUCCGACGAGGCAGAGGGUGCUGAGGCUGAGGGAGCCGAGGCUGAGGGAGCGGAGGCCGAGCCCGCUGCUGAGGGAGCCGAGGCUGAGGCCGGAGCCGAGGAGGCCGGAGCAGAGGCUGAGCCCGCAGCUGAGCCCGCAGCCGAGCCUGCCCCCGAGGCCGCCCCCGAGGCUGCCGCAGAGCCCGCUGUUGUAGUGGAGGUGGCCGCCCCAGUGGAGGCUGCCCACGCCGGCCCCAUGGUGGAGGUGGAUGUGGCCGCCGGACCCGUGGCCGUGGAGCUCGAUGUGCCCGUCGCCGUGGACACCCCCGCCGCUAUGGAUGCUGCCGCUGCCGACGCGGUCGCCAUGGCUUCCGCCGCCGUGGUUGCAGCUGACCCAUCCCUUCAGGGCGUCCCCAUGGCCGUGGAGAUUGACACCAACCCCGCCCCCGUCGCAGCCCUGUAAAUGUGGACACCGCGCCGCGCACACACACACAGAAAGAGAAACGUCCAUCCCUGCUCCCACGAGUGGCCAGCUGACCGCCAGACGUGGGCUGGAAAUGAAAUGAGCUGUGAGCCUUUUGAUAAGUGCCAGUGUGUAUUUUGAGCCUCAUGCAACGUUUUGACACGGUAGAGUAAAGGGCGGUAGGAAUAUAAGGGUAAUGUGAAACUUGAGAUCGCAGUUGAUUCUGUGGUGCUGUCCUACUGUCUAAAUUUGGAGAAUUUUUGUUUGUCCUGUUAUCUAUGCUCUGUAAUUUUUGUAACCUUUUUCUACCCCCCUCUCAUUCCGCAA